ACGAGUAGCUCGCGGCCAUCUUUUGAUUGGACGAAGAAGGCACGAGAGUGGCAGCGUUGUUUCCACAGCCAGUUUGCUUUCAUAUGUCUGACUCCAAAAUUAUGCCUACGAGCAAAUUCCCGUCUCCACGGCAUCCAAGUUUCAAGGACGCAUUGAACCUAAGCGAACCUUCACCCGUCAUAGCGAUCAACACCAUUGACGCUGGAACCAUCGUACCGGACGUCGGCAAAUCAACCGUUCUCGAGAACGAACCUUCGAAAGGUCAGCCACGACGUUCUAUCCUUGACACCCUUGAUGCCUCACACCUGGACGAUAUUCACCAUGAAUACAGCUUCGGCAACAUCUACGGUCACGGCUGCUUCCAGCGAACAGUUCUGUUCUUUACCAUCUUGUCAGGAGUCGUCCUGCAGUCCCACAGUCUCGCUUUUGCUCUCAUUGCUCAUCACGUCGACUUCUGGUGCAAGCGCCCGGUUGCCUUUGCGAACCUCAAUGAUACAGAGUGGAAAGAGGUCGGCAUUCCUAGAAAGGACGACGGGAGCUACGACAGAUGUCUUGUCUACGAGCAUUUUUAUGCGGGUAACCACACAGCAGUCAGGUGCCGCGAAUGGGAGUACGAGAAGCACUCCAAAACUAUCAUAAUGCAGUGGAACCUCGUCUGUGAUCGAGAAUGGCUUCUUGCGCUGGCAGCUACGGUCUACAUGAUAGGUGCGCUGGUUGCUGUUCCUGUUAUGGGUGUCGCAGCAGACCGCUACGGACGCAGAACAGUCAUCUGUUGGGCUGUCAUCAUUUUGCAAUUCGCCGCCUUCGGAAGCUGCUUUGCCACCAACUUUGCAGCUUUCAUCUUUGUCCGAUGCAUUGUCUCAGGCUGCGUGAGCGUAACUCAAGUUACACUCUUCAUCCUGAUGUUUGAAGUGACGUCAAUGGAGCAUCGAACAUUCUAUGGCACAGCGGCAAUCGCUCUCAACAUCCUAUUCGCAAGAAUACUAAUGGGCGUGCUGAGUAUUUUAGGACUGGAUUGGCAGACAGUCAUGCUUGUCUUCAUGGGCAUAACAACAACGCUCAGCGGUGUAUUUUACUUCAUCGAAGAAUCACCUCGUUGGCUGAUAACGACGUAUAACUUCGAGCGCGCCGAGCAGUCGCUGCUAUGGGCGGCCAGCGUCAACGGCGAACCGCUGGAAACAGUUCGUAAGGGUUACGAGGAGAUAACAAGCAAACUGCCGAAGCAAGCUGAGACUAAUCCUGCGGGAAUGGUAGUCCUGUUCAAGUCUAGGCCAAUGUUGCUACGUUCUAGCAUACUGUUCACAUUUUGGUUCACCGUAAUGUUCUCAUACUACGGAUUAUCCUUCCUCUUUGAGGUCGAGCGUUGGGUGUUUGUGGUGAAUAUCUUGGAUAUUUGCCCUCUUGCUGUGACGACGUACUAUGCGAUGUGCAAAGUAGGGAGAAAAGCUACUUUUACCGCCAUCUUCCUGGUGCUUGGGACAUGCAGCGCUUUGCUGGCAUUGACUUCAUUUCUGGAACACAUGUUCGUGCAUACAGUGCUUCUGAUUGUGGCGAAAGAAGCGGCGUUACUGUCCGGUCUCGUCUGCUUCCUUUACACAGCCGAGCUGUUUCCCACUGUCUUACGUAGCAUUGGAGUGUGCUGUGGUUACGCAUUCGGGCGUCUGGGUGCAGCGACUGCGUCGGCUCUGUCUUUACGGCAGUCAGUGACAAUCAAUUUGGCUAUCCUUACCUCCAUGGCUGUUGUGUCUGUUCUGCUGUUGACGAAACUACCGGAAACUCUCUCGAAACCGCUUGCUAACACCUUAAAGGAAGUUGAUGGCGGUGUUCAAGAGGCUGCUGACAAUCAAAAGGAAAACGAUGUGAAGGACGUAGCACGUGUGGAACAACAUGAAGAAAUUAUUCUGGUACAGUCGCCGAAAUGUCCUGAACACAAGCAUGCAUCGAAGCACAGAAAGAAGACUCGGCGUACUCCAAUGCCCCCUUAGUGAACCCAAAAUGAUCCAGCUGUACAUUCAGCUUUGAAGUACGCGUGGAGGACUCAUCUAUGCGUGCUCUGAUUUGUCUAUAGCAUUAGCAACCAUAUUAACAACGCAUUAUUUGAUACAAAAACAACUUUAUCA
Molecule: messenger RNA, 2120 nt
Organism: Ornithodoros turicata
Lineage: Eukaryota; Metazoa; Arthropoda; Arachnida; Ixodida; Argasidae
Product: solute carrier family 22 member 7-like
Exons: 1
Coding region: 84-1985 (633 amino acids)
Biological process (GO): transmembrane transport
Cellular component (GO): membrane
Molecular function (GO): transmembrane transporter activity
Source: RefSeq, a predicted model, not a curated record